Molecule: messenger RNA, 1160 nt
Organism: Lotus japonicus
Lineage: Eukaryota; Viridiplantae; Streptophyta; Magnoliopsida; Fabales; Fabaceae
Product: nuclear pore complex protein NUP85-like
Exons: 7
Coding region: 491-784 (97 amino acids)
Biological process (GO): positive regulation of DNA-templated transcription; protein import into nucleus; mRNA export from nucleus
Cellular component (GO): nuclear pore outer ring
Molecular function (GO): structural constituent of nuclear pore
Source: RefSeq, a predicted model, not a curated record
GUUCGUUCCACUAACAGUCUCUCUCAACCGCUGUGCUCCUUUCUCAACCCCUACACCCCCAUCGUGCCGCCACCGUCCCUGGCGCGCCGCUGCCGCUCUUGUUUUUCACCGUCCAACACUUUGGCUCAAGGUUCUUGGCCACAGAACUGAGGUCAGUGGUUCUCCAUCCCGAUCUGUUAACGCCGAGGAAGGCCAGCGACUCCAAUUUCUCCUGCACGCCUUCCAAACGCAUCCUUGCGAGAAGGCCUCGCCUCUUCAUCCUCCUCCCCUGCACAUUGGCCCUUCACGGUGGUGGCAGGUUAGGUAGUUUUAGCAGAAUGUUCCAGAGAAUUUGGUCCUUGGGAGUGAGCAAGCAGAGGUUCUUCUACAUGAUGAGCAUUAUAACUUGGGGGGUAUCAGUAUAGUGGAACUGCAUCGGCUUGCAUAUGCUCAAGUUCUAUCAUCACAUGCAUUGACCUGGCAAAUAGAUCCAAUAUAUUUAACUUCGUGCAUGAAGCAAGGAAUGAGCUUGUUAGAGAAUUUAUUAUAUCGACAAUCUGUUCAACACAAUGACACAUUGCUUAAGAACAUUGAGAUUUGCCGUUUGUACGAGCUUGAUCAUAUCAGUUCAAAGAUCAUGAAGGUUGCUGGAGUAUUUCACUGGAAGCAUGGUCCUAAAGGUGCAGGAGUAUUUUGGCUUCAACAAGCCCAAGAUGCAAGUUGUCUCGGUAGGAUUGCCCUGCAGUUAUUUGAUGCUGUUGGAAAGUUAAUUUCUGAUGAAAGCUUCAAGAUGGUACCGGAUUAAGAUUACUGUGAGAUGGAAGGACAGAACAGUGAAGAUGGCUUUUUUUUUGAAUUCCUGCUAGAGUUGUUCAAUAUGAAGGUAAUUCAUCUUAAGUUGGGGGAAGGUGUAUUAAUUUUCUCAAUAUUGUGAUGAAUUUGAUAAACAUAUUAGGUCACUUCAGAUUAUGACAAGGAAAAAUUACAAGAAAGAUUAGCCAAGAUUUCUGGGGGUGUUGCACUGCUUAAGGUAUGGAUAUUUAAGUUGACCUUGCUUGCUUAUGGGUUAGUUACUUUUCUGUAUUCCAUAUUUUUUUUUUCUGUACUUUACAAUAAAAUACAAAAUAGUUUGUAAUUUUAUGAUUUAGAGAUAGGUCAAGUUAAGGACGUGGUUGAUAUGC